AUUUCUAAUAAUAGAACAGACCGUGGGAUAAUUUUUUUCACUAUGGAGGUUAAAAGUAAGUUGUGUAUCGAAAUGCGGUACAAAUCUUACAGAAAGCGAAGCGUGAAGUGAUGAAGAUAACUUUAAAGAAAAAAGUUGUCAAGACUUUUUUAACUCUGAGUGCAUUUAUUUCAUUUGUGUUGAUAUUUUGCUGGGACAAAACUUCACGGGAAAGUUCACAAACUUUACAAUAUCGACAUGGCGGCGAACAAGAGCCACUUGUUGAAUCGUUCCGAGGUGACAUAGUGCGGAACCAGGUUCUCAGAAGUCAAAGAAGUGCCAAAUCAUUUAGUCCCGAAAUCGAUUUAUUUCACAGAGACAGUGUGUUGGAAGAAAAGAGUUUAGAGAAAGAAGAGAAAGUUUCCCACACAAGUUUGGAGAAAAGUGACUCAAAAGUUACUGAUAUUAAUGACGUGUUUAUUUCAGUUAAAACUACGUUAGCAUUCCAUGAAACGAGGAUAAAACUGCUACUGGACACUUGGAUCUCAACAUGCAAAAAACAGACAUUUAUUUUUACUGAUGGUGAUGACACAGAUCUCAUGGAAAAAUUGCCAGAGGGCCAUGUGAUUAAUACAUACUGUCCUGAGAAUCAUUACAGGAAAUCCUUGUGCUGUAAAAUGGCAAAAGAGUUUGACUUUUUCAUAGAUUCAAAUAAAAGGUGGUUUUGCCAUGUGGAUGAUGAUAAUUACUUGAACACUGACCAGCUGAUAAAGCUCCUUCAAAAAUACAAUCACACAGAGAAAUGGUAUAUGGGUAAACCUAGCUUAAGUCAUCCUCUGGAAAUCCAAAGUAGGACCAAUGAAGGGCAAAAGGUGGCUUUCUGGUUUGCCACAGGAGGAGCUGGAUUUUGUAUCAGUAGAGCCCUCGGUGUGGCUAUGGUACCAGAAGCAGGGGGAGGAAAAUUUACAAAGGUUGGAGAUUCCAUUCGAUUACCAGAUGAUUGCACAAUGGGCUACAUUAUCAAUCACCUUUUGAAAGUAGACCUGACCAGGGUGGAUUUGUUUCAUUCGCAUUUAGAAUCUCAAUUCAGGAUAAGGGACCCGAAGAAACAUAUAACUAUGAGUUACAACAAUCAGAAUGUGGCCAAUGUAGCUGGAUUUAGUGUGAAAGAAGAUCCUACAAGAUUUAAAUCGAUACACUGCAAUCUGUAUCCCAGUGAAGGAAUGUGCAUGAAUGCACCAUUUUGGAUUAAUGGUCAGCCCAUGGCCAAAGUCUACAGGCCUGAGCGAAGUGAUCCAUCAGCAGCUGCAGAUCCUGUUGGGUGUGAGUCGCUACUGCGGCGUCAUCAGCGAACUGCGUUUUGUGCAGACAAAAAACAAUGUGUACAAUUCAGCUUCAAAAUGAAAUGCAAGAUUCACCAGGACGAAGACAGUGGGGUGCUUUGCUGUCAACAAUGCGAGGAGCCAGUGUGCAUGAAGUGUAUCAGUACUGAGAAACACUGUGGGCAUUCCUUUGUAGCAGCUAGUGAGAUGGUUGUGUCCGUGACUGACAAGUGCCAUGAACAGAUAAGUAAAAUUCAGGAGAUGGUCAUUCCAAACUGCCGCCUAGUUGUAGGUGAAAUGGGUAAAAAUCUGGAUGCAAGCAAACAUCUAAUAUCACAAGUUAGAUCUUCCAUGACGUCCAGAGUAAGAAAAAUGAAAGAUAUAUUAGAUGAUCUCUUGUCAAAGAAUAUGAAAGAUUUAACAGAUAUUGAGCACAUCAUAAUCAAUGAGUACCAAGCCGAAGAACACAAGAUGAAAGAACACAUAGAUCUGUUACAAGGAAUUUUAAAUGAAUUCGAGAAGAGAGGAAAGAAAAGGGAACCCGAUGAAAUAAUGGCCAUAUACAACAAAAUCCAAAAAUUAAAGGAAAUCCCAAGCUUGAAACUGCACUAUGAUCUUCCUUCCUUUGAAGAGGGAGAGUUAAAGAAUGAAAAUCUGGAAGCUUUGUUUGGAAAAUUAACCAUACCAGGGUCCCUUCAGCGUCCAUUGCAAAAGCUUCACCCACAGAAACCAAAACUUUCCCCCAAAAUCCUGAAAGUGAAAGCAAUUCAUGUUCCAGGUAUUGAUAGGUGUCGACACAUUUCCUGUAUGAAAUCCAACAAGGCUUGGAUGGGCGAUGAAUUAGGAAACCUGGUCCAAAUUGAUCCAAAAGGCAAUGAAAUUCAACAGAUUAAGACUCAUCAUUACAAGCACCAACCUACUGGAUUUCAUUCACUUACAAAAGAGGACGAAUUGCUCUUUAUUGACCAGUAUGACGACAGCAUUUCGAAGCUCAUCCCAGGGAAGGAAAAGAAAGUUGUCUUAACAUUUAAAGACUGGACACCGAUCAGCAUUCACGUUUCUCAUACUUCCGGUGACCUCCUAGUAGGAAUGAUGGAUGAUCGAAUGCAGAAAGCCAAGGUAGUUCGCUUCGAUGAAUCUGGGAAAGAAUUGAAACAGUACGAACUCGACCAAGAGAGUAAGAGACGACUUUACAGCUGCCCCCAUUACCUUACCGAGAAUAUUAAUGGCGACAUCAUUGUCUCGGAUUGGGAAAAACAAGUUGUUGCUGCUGUUGGAUUGACCGGCAAUCACCGCUUCGAUUACGAUGCUGAGGGAGGUCAUCCACCUGGAACUGUGUUUGAACCCAGUGGAAUAUGUACCGACAUCUUGGGGAACAUUCUUGUCUGCGACAACAACGAUCACUUGGAUGAUAGUGUCCACAUGCUGGACCAAGACGGAAGAUUCCUCUGUCUCAUUCUCCGUCUCCCAUCCUCCACUCUGGAGAGGAGAAUAAGAGCAAUUGGGAUGGAUGACAAGUAUAAUUUAUGGGUCGGAGAUGUUGACUCCAAUGAAAUUAGAGUUUACAAGUACUUAGAAUGACAAGUAUUGACAUUUUCGAAGAACACACAAUGUAAAUAACAUUUAGAUCUUUAUUUUUUCUGUGUAAUACAUGUACUGUAAUACUUAAUAGUUAAUUAUUUAUUUUGAAAUUAUAUUGAUCAUUUUAUUAUAACGUUUAA
This is a messenger RNA of Ostrea edulis (European flat oyster), 3022 nucleotides long. RefSeq lists its product as uncharacterized. The transcript has 12 exons. Gene Ontology annotation, molecular function: O-fucosylpeptide 3-beta-N-acetylglucosaminyltransferase activity; zinc ion binding. Gene Ontology annotation, biological process: regulation of Notch signaling pathway; regulation of apoptotic process. The record is from RefSeq and is a predicted model, not a curated record. Lineage: Eukaryota; Metazoa; Mollusca; Bivalvia; Ostreida; Ostreidae. Gene Ontology annotation, cellular component: membrane. Bases 111 to 2882 code for a protein of 923 amino acids.